Anopheles marshallii is the source of this 1512-nucleotide messenger RNA. RefSeq names its product serine/threonine-protein phosphatase 5 (gene PpD3). Gene Ontology annotation, cellular component: nucleus; cytosol. Lineage: Eukaryota; Metazoa; Arthropoda; Insecta; Diptera; Culicidae. Gene Ontology annotation, molecular function: protein binding; protein serine/threonine phosphatase activity. The transcript has 6 exons. Bases 1 to 1512 code for a protein of 503 amino acids. The record is from RefSeq and is a predicted model, not a curated record.
AUGUCGUCUGCGACCGAAGAUACGAAUCAUAAAUCAGAAACGGCAGCACCAGCGCCGGCAGCACCGGAAAACAACACGCCCGAGGAAAAUCCCUUGCAGGCGAAAGCCGACGAGCUCGGUGCUCGUGGGAAUGAAUAUUUCAAGGAACAAAACUAUGAGCAGGCAAUUGCGCUCUAUACGGAGGCUAUCGAAACGUGCCCUAAUGAGCGGUUCUAUGCGAACCGUAGCUUUGCUCACUUUAAGAAAGAAUCGUACGGUUACGCGUUGACCGAUGCCGAUAAGGCGAUAUCGAUGAAAAAUAGCUACACCAAAGCGUACUACCGCAGGGCUGCCGCCCUGAUGGCGCUCGGAAGGUUUAAGAAGGCGCUGGCCGAUUUGGAACUAGUGGCGAAACGAUGUCCCAGCGCGAAGGAUGCCCAGGACAAGUACACGGAAUGUAAAAAGAUGGUAAACAAGAUCGCGUUCGAGAAAGCCAUCUCGGUUCAGCAUCAAGAAAAGAGUGUGGAAAAAAUGUGCUGUGAUCUGGAAUUCGCGACUAUCGAGGACGACUAUAAUGGACCAAAGUUGGAAAAUGGUAAGGUAACUUUGGAGUUCAUGGAGAACCUGCUGGAGUGGUAUAAGAAACAAAACAAGUUGCACAAAAACUUCGCCUAUAGGAUUCUUUGUGACAUGGAAACGCUCCUGAAAACGCAACCCUCCCUGGUGGAGAUUACGGUGCCGGACGAACAAAAGUUUACCGUGUGCGGUGAUAUUCAUGGUCAAUUUUACGAUCUGCUUCAUAUAUUCGAAAUUAACGGUUUGCCAUCGCCCACUAAUCCCUACCUGUUCAAUGGGGACUUCGUAGACCGGGGCUCAUUUUCGGUGGAAUGUAUUUUUACCCUGUUUGGAUUCAAGUUACUGUAUCCGAACCACUUCUUCCUGGCACGCGGAAAUCACGAAAGCUUCAACAUGAACCAACUGUACGGUUUUACUGGCGAGGUGGUUUCGAAGUACUCGCAAAACAUGGCGGAUAUGUUCACGCUCGUUUACAACUGGCUGCCGUUGUGCCAUUUGAUCAAUAAGAAGGUUCUGGUCAUGCACGGCGGUUUGUUUUCGAAGGACAAUGUAACGCUGGACGAUUUACGCUCGAUCGACCGCAACUGUCAACCGCCGGAGGAAGGAUUAAUGUGCGAACUGCUCUGGUCUGAUCCACAUCCGCAACCAGGACGCGUACCGUCGAAGCGCGGCGUCGGCAUAGAGUUUGGACCGGAUGUUACGGAAGCUUUCCUGAAGCACAACAGCCUGGACUAUAUUAUCCGUAGCCACGAGGUGAAAGCGGAAGGCUAUGAGGUAGAUCAUAAUGGAAAAUGCAUUACCGUCUUUUCGGCACCUAACUAUUGCGACCAAAUGAAGAAUCUUGGUGCGUUCAUCACACUGAAAGGAAACGAUUUGACGCCGAAAUUCACCACCUAUUCGGAAUCGCCCCAUCCCUCCAUUCGGCCAAUGGCUUACGCUUACAGUUUAAUGGCAUAG